This is a messenger RNA of Geodia barretti, 591 nucleotides long. The record is from the annotation of a GenBank genome assembly. NCBI's taxonomy places the organism in Eukaryota, Metazoa, Porifera, Demospongiae, Tetractinellida, Geodiidae.
GCGUUAUGCCGGAAACUGGAUACUGGGUAAUGGGUUCCUUCGUCCGCAUGGAUUGGUUUCUCCCCGCCGACCGCUCGUACUAUUACUACGAAGGGUCGCUCACGACUCCAACAUGCGACGAGUCGGUCCAAUGGUUCGUGAUGAAGGAAGCAAUCACAGUUCCGCGCGUUGUUCUCGAGUACUUGAGGAAGGUGCAAACAGCGACUGGAUCGGAGCUGACAUUCAAUUACAGGGACGUCCAACCGCUCCGCUGUCGUAGGGUCUACGAACACGACGAUCCUGGACAGUGCCCGAACCCCGUAUCACCUAUUUCUUACACUUACCGCAAUCAACCGCUAGACGGAGCGCUUGGAGGUCGGCCGCCAAAGAACCGCAACCGAGGUUCGGAAGAGGGUUCGCGGAGCGAAAGUCCGGAAGAGCGUUCAAGGAGCGAAGGUUCGGAUUGAUACAAGCAGUACAGAAUUAGCUAGGCUGACAGUGUAGCCACACAUGAGCUCAUUGAACUGUUGUAUAUAGAACUUUGUAGUUACGUAGCUGUUAGUGCAGUAGAAACUGUCGCUAGUAUGCUGAAGUGCAACAUGUUGGUGAGCG